AUGUAUGACAUAUUUGGCCUCGCGGGUAACAUUGUUUGGAUGGAUCUUCACAUGGACAAGGAAGGAAAAAGCAAGGGUGUCUGUAUUCUCCAAUACUCACAUCCCAUUGAAGCAGUGCAAGCCAUUUCAAUGUUCAACGGACAGAAACUUUACGAUCGUGUUUUGUUCCAGAGUGAACCUACUCGUGAGGGUGCUCUUCCGCGCGGACUUGAGGCUAUUGGUGCUGGACUGGGUGCGAAUGGAGCACCGCUCACAGAUGUUGCUUCCGUGGUCGCAUCUCUUCGUGGAGACGGAGGAAUGGCUCCUAUUGCUAGCGCUCCGGCGUCCAGUCAGUUCUCGGCGUUUGGAAUGGGAACUGGUGGGCUGUCCAGCAAUGCUGCUUUCCAGUCGUCUUACGCGUCGCAUAUUGCUAAUGGUCAGAGCCUUGGAGGAUUAGGUGGAUCUUUCUCAUCUCUGGGUGCAUUCGACGCAAGAAGAGAUGAUUCCUUUAUUGGCGCCGACUCACGUAGAGAUGAUCAGUUUGGCAUGAACUACAGCGUCAGCCGUGUUGUUAUUAUUAGAAAUCUACCACCGGAUUACACAUGGCAAAUCGUACGUGAUCGAGUCCAACAAUUCGGAGAUGCAGAGUCUGUUGAGAUGAUUGCACCUGGAGUUGCUCGUAUUCGCUUCGCUCUCAUCCAGGAUGCUGAACGCAUGCGCGGAGCGCUGACUGGAACAACCGUGGAGGGCCGCACGAUUUCCGUGGAGUACAUGCAUUAA
Messenger RNA from Cooperia oncophora, 759 nucleotides. Lineage: Eukaryota; Metazoa; Nematoda; Chromadorea; Rhabditida; Trichostrongylidae. The record is from the annotation of a GenBank genome assembly.